UCGUGGCGACUGAUCGUGUCGACGCUCGUGAAAUUGGCGUCGCGGUUGAAAAACGCGUUGGGAAGCGUCGUCGCGAUAUCGCUCGGAUCGCGAGAUAAUUCACGGCCGAUGCUGAAAUGACGCGGGUGUAAUUGAAAACGUUUGACAGCCGAGAGAGAGGAUUAGUCUUCCGACAGGCUGAUGCCCGGGCAGUGCAGGGAGGCGAGGAAGCUUGUCAGUCACUAACACCGCGAAAUAGGAGCUCGUGCCGCGAUAGAGCCACGCGAUAGUAAAUCACAAGGUGGCGAGAUUUCGCGCGGCUGUCAGACGGAAAACGCUGUUUCGCUGACUGACAACACUCUCUUCAGCACGUCACGCCGCAGGCAAGGCGGAGGGUUGUACGAAUCGCUGCGUCGAGAACGACGCGGCACCGCUGUCUUGUUACUUUCGUUACUGUCAUUAUUCCGCUUAAACGGUAAAGUCAACUAACUCCACAGCUUUCUCUACUUCUCUCUCACUCCGACAACAACCUGACGCCGAUCUCUCAUCUUCGCUCCGAUCCGGAUCGUAAAUAACGCCACGCACUUUGGCUUGUAACACCUGGCGAACGAACCCAACACCCGGGGCCAGCCGCAUGUACGUGUGUGCUACCGCGGUGGAAUCCCGCUCGUAAUGACUCGUAAUUGCGCGGAGGAGGAGCCGACGUCGUGCUGGAACGAUUUAAGGGACACCUAGCAGCGCCACCCGCGCCCCUCCGCUAUAAUGAUUAGGUGCACGCGACCACAAGGAUUACCUGGUUGAGGUUGGAGGACCUCCGGUGCUCCGAGACGCGAGGGUGGACGGUCGUCGACCGGCUGAAAUCUGAAUACCGACGAGAGCGGUCGAUCGCGAAGAACACACGUCCCCCUCGUUCGAGCGACUCUCCGCGGCCGAUCGUUAACACGGAUCGGCGACACGCUUCACGGCGCACUCGAUCCUGAGGAAGGAUUCAAUUGAAAAAAGGGCGUAAUGGACACGUCACCGACGUUAAGCAUCGGCGGUUCGAGGGCCAGAGCGGCCCUUUUGACUACCAGCGGCACCGGAACCGGGAGCACCGACAGACGGGUCGUCUUUUUAGCAAGUCAACCGACGUCGGUCGGCAGUAGUCACGAGACCAAGACCUGGCCUCACCAUUGGUCGCCGCACACGACCGGAAACAGUUACAAAUCGCCGGAGGAAUCGCCGCACACGGAGCACAGCAGACUGAGGAUGUCGUCUCGAGGCCAAGGGGGAUGGUCCGACGAACCCUGCACUUCCGGUGGUGUAAGUCGUCGCGGUGGCGCGCGACAAACUGCGGGGCCUUCCACAAGAUCGUCAACUUCCGCCCUCGAGGAACACACUUCCGGUAGCACGCCGUGUAAAAGCGGCUUCAGAUUAGGUGUCUACGGCUGGAGAAAGAGAUGUCUGUACACACUGGUGUUAACUCUCACGGUCAUUGUCAUUGUCAACCUCGCCCUCACCGUCUGGCUGCUGAAAGUCAUGGGAUUUAGUUACGAAGGUAUCGGUUCGCUAAAAGUGGUGCCUGGGGGAAUCGAGCUGAGAGGUCAAGCUGCCGUGUUAGACGCUCUCGUGGCCUCCAGCUUGAGAUCUCGAAGAGGCAAAAACCUGGUGCUAGAAUCGUGGAGUAAUUUUACGGCAUCCGCGCGAUCCCACGACGGACGGCUCCUGGCGCGAUUAACAGUCGGAGAGGAUCGGGUCGACUGCGUGUCCCGGAGCUUCCGAAUAACAGAUCCUCAAGGAGGAUUGCUCUUCUCCGCGGACAAAAAACAGGUUAUCGUCGGGGCGGAAAUAUUGAGGGUGACCGGUGACGGAGGUGCAGUUUUUCAGGGUAGCGUGCAGACUCCGAUAGUGAGGGGAGAAUCGGGUCGCGGUCUCAGGCUCGAGUCAGCCACGAGAUCGUUGAAGAUCGCCGCUCCUCAGCAAGUGGUGAUCGAGUCAUGGGCGAAUGAGAUCUCGGCGACCUGUCUGACCGACAUGAACCUGCACAGCGCUCACGGGGCCAUCAGGCUCGACGCCAAGUCCGUCUACAUGAAGGGUCUGAAGACGGCGAUCCCGGUGCAAGGGCACUCGUCCAGGGAGCAGCAGCAGCACACGGGCAGAUCGUCCUCGUCCGCUCAUCAGAGUCAGAGGGAGACCAGCAUCUAUCAACUGUGUGCGUGUGCGAGCGGCAAACUGUUUCUCGCAAGGCCCGAGGGUAGUUGUCAGGCCGACAAGUCGAUUUGCUAAUAUGACACAACUCGGGUUGGAGUGUAUCGCGACGAUGUAUCGCGAUUAAAUAUUUGUUUAGGCAAUCGUGACGAACAUUACUGUGGUGACGAGUCGCGGUGAUUAGCGAUAAGAAAGAGAGGAAAGGAAGAGAAGACCGUGCCGCGAUCGGCGCGAUCGGGGACGAGGCCUUUCAUGGAACACUACAAAUAUGAUAUCAAACGAAAAAAAAAAAUCCACCGCGCCGAACGAGGGCGAGGACGUCGAGCGCGCGACGUGCGUCAGGAUAUUACUCGCGACGCCUCGUGACGAGAGGAAAACACUGUCGACGUAGCCUAAGGUAAAUUGAUUGUUCUCGACGCGCGUUAUUUUUUCGACAAAAUGCGGUGAGCGGCCGAUAAAGCUUUUAGUGAGGCUUUUCAAGUGCUACGCGUUAUAUUUGAGAAUCUAUAUUUGGGAGUCUGAUCUGGUUGCCAAACGAGCGGCGUCUGUGUGAAUUAAUUAAACGGAAUUGCGUUUUGGUUGCGCCACGGUGUCUCUCAUGGUGUUUUUUUUUUUUUUUUUUAUUUACGAUUCAGUCAAGGUUCAGUCGAGUUUUCGCGUAAGAAAAUAAUCGAAAGUUAAUCUUGUGUUUAUAAAGCAUCAGUUCUCUCUCUUGAGAAUGUUCUUGAAGAACCAUCCGGCCGCGCAUCUGAGAGAUAUGCGCGAAUAAACGCGCGCGUCAAGCGGAGAACGCGGGUUCUGUUGUGUUGCGCGCGUACAUACAUAAAGAAAAAUUCUCGCGAGAUCCUAACCACCGACCGGAAAAAUUCCCUCGGAUUCGCGGGCAUUCGGAAAAUUCCCUCUUCAGAAGAAUAUAUCCUCGGAGCGACAUAUUCAGCGGAGUCUUCCCUUUCAACUUUUUCUCCCGCGCCGCGCCGUUGGUCAGCGUGACGCAUGGAAAAGAAGAAAGGGCGAUUCUCGCUAAAGUUCCUCGUGUGCAUGUGUGUGUUCGUGUGUGUUGGUGUGUGUGUUGUGUGGUGGUGUCAUACUAGCGCGAUGUUUUCCUCGGCGUUCCGAGGCAGGCGCCGCUCGCUUGUUUGGCGGAUUCGGCUCAAACUUGUACAUUUUCCCCGACGGUGUGUCGGAGGAUCCUCCCAGGAGCGUCCAUCGGGAAUUCGCCGACCAACAGGGACCGGAUUUCUGUGGUGUACUGCGAACAAGAUCGUACAGUUAGUUUCCAAAAUAUGCGGCGUCGAUAACACACAAAUAUAUUCAAGAGCAAACCAAAAACGUUAUUUAUUGCAAAAACAAAAAAACAGAAAUUUACAUUACUCGCGCAAGUGAAAACUAACUGUAUGUAAACUGUAUGUAUACGCUGACACACUCGUCGUCGACGCUGCACCGCGCGCGGUGCGCAUCUCAAAGGACCGAAUUCUCAUCUCCGCUCGUUUGGCGCUGAACGUUUGGCGCUGCAAACUUCUUCUUCGUAUUUUAAGUUUGAAACGAGAUUGUGUAAAAAGAGAUAUGCAAAAACUCGGGCGACUGCGUUUGGCGCUAAAUACAUACGAGACGCAGACGCGACGUUGACACUGUGCUAAUAAAUAGACAGAUUAAAAAAAAAAAAGAAAACAAAAAAAAACAAAAAAGGAGAUACGAAUCUGAGACGUUGUCGCGCACAGAUGAAACGCUUCGUCGAGCGCGGUGCCCGAUACAAAUCGAAUAAAAGAUCCUCGAUACUCCUCGCUUUACGUUUUCGUUCCCAUCCCAUGUUGUAGCACCUUUGCCGCGCAUCCUUCGUUCGAUACUUUCUAGUACUUCGUACCCUGUACACGCCUUGCGUGGGCGUAAAACCACUUGUAGGCAAAAUCGUCGGUAGCUCCCGCGAGUCCGCACACACGGGAGAUCGCGCGGGGGAGAUCCUUUCAGGGUGAUUACUCCUCGCAAAUCGCUUACUUCUAAACGCGGUGUCUGUUUACCCUCACCCUUCCUCCUCUCCCCCGUGCCCCGAUACAAAAAAAAAAAAAAAGUAGAAGCGUUGUUGUAAGUAGAGCGACGGCUGCAUCGGGCUGCGCGUGAUGUCGCCCGUUAAGGGAGAGAAAGGGAGAGAAAGAGAGAAAGAAAGUUCAGUGUGAGAGAGCGCGAGGCGUGUGAGAAUGCGAACGAACGUAGUUUGACGCAACCGGAUCGGAUUGCGAUCCAGCUUGUACGCUGUACAUCGGCCAUGUCCAGUUAUUUAUGUAUGUGGC
Messenger RNA from Pseudomyrmex gracilis, 4451 nucleotides. RefSeq names its product zeta-sarcoglycan (gene Scgdelta). Gene Ontology annotation, biological process: cardiac muscle tissue development; heart contraction. The transcript is spliced from 7 exons. The record is from RefSeq and is a predicted model, not a curated record. NCBI's taxonomy places the organism in Eukaryota, Metazoa, Arthropoda, Insecta, Hymenoptera, Formicidae. Gene Ontology annotation, cellular component: sarcolemma; sarcoglycan complex. The coding region runs from base 988 to 2244 and encodes 418 amino acids.